CUUCCCCGCGCCGAAAGCGCAGGUAUGUUCCUAGUCUUGAGCGGGAGAAAAUUACCCAGCUCGGAGCACCUGGCCAGUGGGACCGGUGGGUUCCUGGUGCCUGAAUCCGGCUGUCCGCUCUGCGGUGCCCCGCCCCGCCCCAACCCAGGAUCUUCCCAGCCCUCGUGUGUCCCCGCUCACUUCAGUUCCCGCCGCGCGCCUUCUUCUUGGUCUUCUGGCCUGGCGGCGAUCGUCGGCCAGUUUAUCCCUCGGAGUUGCGCUGGCAGACACGCCGCUACUUUGUAGCGGGUUUCGGGCGGGCCACGCGUGCGGCGACAGGAACCCAACCCCGGCCGACCUUGGGCUCCAGGAAUUCGUUGUCUACGUCUGCGGAGGUGCGGCAGCCUCAGUUUUAAGCGCAGGAAGGCAAUAGAGGCUGUGCUCUGAACCUUUCCCUCACGAUGAUCUUCUGCCUGUUGACCAUCCUGGUGUCUUUCCCAUGUGGCCCUGUAUGGUUGGCAUGGUUCCUGUCUUUAGGACUUGUGAUCAAAUAUAUCUGAAAGUUUUUAGAAGAAAAGAUGUAUUGUAACCUCCCUGGAAAAAGAAGAGACCUUAUGAAGUACUGCUAACCACCUACAUAGUCAUCAAAAUAAAAUUCCUGAAUUUGUACAAGCCACAGGAAGCUAGGUUGAGAUCAUCACAUGACAACUGGAAGGCCAAGCCUAUGGGUUACCUCAAAUUGAGGAAUUUCGGCACCUACUCACAGGCUCCAUGAGCAGAUGAAGUAGACAGCUUUACUCAGUAUCUCAGACCAAGAACUUCGUCUCCAUCUCCACCUAGCUGAAACAUCUUCCCUCCUCAACCUGGAAAAUUCUCUGACUUAGAAAUUUAAACAAAACCCUCCCCUUUCAUUGAAUCUCCAUUGUCUGGAGUUUGCUUGCCUUAAUCUAGCCUGUUCUCCCUCUGUUCCUCCACUAUGGGCUCCCUUUCAAACUAUGCCCUGCUUCAACUAACCCUUACUGCUUUUUUGACAAUUCUAGUACAACCUCAGCACCUGCUUGCUCCAGUUUUCCGGACACUAUCUAUCUUGACUAAUCAGUCUAAUUGCUGGUUAUGUGAACAUCUAGAUAAUGCAGAACAACCCGAACUAGUUUUUGUUCCUGCCAGUGCAAGCACCUGGUGGACCUAUUCUGGACAAUGGAUGUAUGAAAGGAUGUGGUAUCCACAAGCAGAAGUACAGAAUCACUCUACUUCCUCCUAUCGUAAAGUGACUUGGCACUGGGAAGCCUCCAUGGAAGCUCAAGGUCUAUCCUUUGCUCAAGUAAGGUUAUUGGAGGGAAAUUUUUCUCUUUGCGUAGAAAAUAAAAAUGGCAGUGGACCCUUCCUAGGUAAUAUACCUAAACAAUACUGUAAUCAAAUACUAUGGUUUGAUUCUACAGAUGGCACCUUCAUGCCCUCUAUAGAUGUUACAAAUGAAUCCAGGAACGAUGAUGAUGAUACAAGUGUUUGCCUAGGCACUAGACAAUGUUCCUGGUUUGCAGGUUGCACAAACCGGACCUGGAACAGCUCAGCUGUUCCCUUGAUUGGUCUGCCCAAUACCCAAGACUACAAAUGGGUAGAUCGAAAUUCUGGAUUGACCUGGUCAGGUAAUGACACCUGUCUCUAUAGCUGCCAAAACCAAACCAAAGGCCUUCUGUACCAGCUAUUUCGCAACCUAUUUUGCUCUUAUGGCCUGACAGAGGCACAUGGGAAAUGGAGAUGUGCAGAUGCCAACAUAACUAAUGACAAAGGUCAUGAUGGACACCGGGCCCCCAGCUGGUGGCUCACAGGUUCCAAUCUGACCUUGUCUGUGAACAACUCUGGCCUCUUUUUUUUGUGCGGCAAUGGGGUGUACAAAGGGUUUCCACCUAAAUGGUCUGGGCGAUGUGGACUUGGGUAUCUUGUACCUUCCCUCACCAGAUACCUCACCUUAAAUGCUAGCCAAAUUACAAACCUGAGAUCCUUCAUUCAUAAAGUAACACCCCAUAGAUGCACCCAAGGAGACACAGACAAUCCACCUCUGUAUUGCAACCCCAAGGACAAUUCAACAAUAAGGGCCCUUUUUCCAAGUUUGGGAACUUAUGAUUUAGAAAAGGCAAUUCUAAACAUUUCCAAAGCAAUGGAACAGGAAUUCAGUGCCACUAAGCAGACCUUGGAAGCACACCAAUCAAAAGUUAGCAGUUUAGCCUCUGCAUCCCGAAAGGAUCAUGUCUUGGAUAUACCGACCACCCAACGACAAACGGCUUGUGGAACUGUUGGCAAACAGUGUUGCCUCUAUAUAAAUUAUUCGGAAGAAAUAAAGUCUAAUAUACAGCGUCUCCACGAAGCAUCCGAGAACCUGAAGAAUGUACCGUUACUUGAUUGGCAAGGCAUAUUUGCAAAAGUGGGAGACUGGUUCAGAUCAUGGGGCUAUGUGCUUUUAAUUGUUCUUUUCUGCUUAUUCAUCUUUGUUUUAAUCUAUGUUCGUGUCUUUCGCAAAUCUCACAGAUCCCUUAACUCCCAACCUCUGAACCUAGCCUUAUCUCCACAGCAAUCAGCACAGCUCCUUGUCAGUGAAACUUCAUGUCAAGUUUCAAAUAGGGCAAUGAAGGGACUAACAACCCAUCAAUAUGACACAAGUCUACUUUGAGAAUAUCUGAAUAAAGAGCAGCUGCAGACAAAAAGCCUUAGCUAAACUUUGAUGAGUAAAGCAGGUCUUACCGAGAAUUCAGCUGCCAAAACCCUCCUCUGAGUGUUCCUCUUAUAAGGGCACUUAGCACUAGGACCUCCCAAGGUAUUGCAAAUAAGCCUUAUCAGAACUUUUUGUAGUUUCAUUCUGAAGCCUUAAGACACACACCAUGAAGCUGAUCUGUAAACCCUUACCCCUUGCUGUUCAGAGAGCUACUCUUUAUAGUGUUCCUGCAUGCAUAUAUAAUAAAUGUUUUUUCUAUUGA
Molecule: messenger RNA, 2951 nt
Organism: Pan troglodytes (chimpanzee)
Lineage: Eukaryota; Metazoa; Chordata; Mammalia; Primates; Hominidae
Gene: ERVMER34-1
Product: endogenous retrovirus group MER34 member 1, envelope
Exons: 4
Coding region: 956-2647 (563 amino acids)
Source: RefSeq, a predicted model, not a curated record